Messenger RNA from Funneliformis mosseae, 1554 nucleotides. Lineage: Eukaryota; Fungi; Glomeromycota; Glomeromycetes; Glomerales; Glomeraceae. The record is from the annotation of a GenBank genome assembly.
AUGAAAAAAAAUUAUUUUCUCGUAAACUUAGUUGGAAUCGAUUUGGGGUCGACGUAUUCCUGUAUCGGAGUUUGGCAAAAUAACAGAAUUGAAAUUAUUCCCAAUGAUCAGGGUUAUCUUACGACGCCUUCUUAUGUCGCCUUCAAAGGAAUGGAUACUCUUAUCGGCGAUGCCGCAAAAAAUCAAGUUAAUAUAAACCCCCAUAAUACUGUAUUUAACGUCAAACGUCUCAUUGACCGUAGUUUUAACGACGAAGAAGUUCAAUCCGAUAUAAAGAAUGGAAGGCCAUCUAUUCAAGUAAUAUUCAAAGGUCAAAAGAGAGAGUUCACACCUGUAGAGAUAUGUUCUAUGAUCCUGGGAAAGUUGAAGGAAAUUGCGGAAGAUUACCUUGGCACAAUAGUUAACAAUGCCGUAAUUACGUCACCAGCUUACUUUAAUCUCUCUCAAUGUCAAGCUAUAAAAGAUGCCGGCUUGAAAGCCGGUUUAAAUGUAAUUCGCAUUAUUAAAGAUGCAAAUGCAGCAGCUAUUGCUUAUGGUUUACUUCAAAAAUCUAUUGGUGAACGAAACGUACUUAUCUAUGAUUUAGGUGGUGGUACUUUUGAUGUCUCCCUCCUUACUGUUGAAGAAGGAAUUUUGCAAGUAAAAGCUGUUGCUGGUGACACACAUCUUGGUGGAGAGGAUUUUGACAAUCGUAUUGUAAAUCAUUUCGUGCAAGAAUUCAAGCGCAAGUUCAAGAAAGAUCUUAAAACGAAUAAACGUGCUCUCUGUCGAUUAAGAAUUGCUUGUGAACAUGCAAAACGUCAACUUUCAACAUCAUUAAACAUUUCCAUAGAAAUAGAGUCUCUCUUCGAGGGUAUUGAUUUCUAUACCACAUUAACGCGUACCAAAUUUGAAGAAUUGAACCAAGACUUAUUCCGAGCUACAUUGGGACCUGUUGAAAAAGUACUCCGAGAUUCUAAUAUUGACAAAAGUCAAAUUCAUGAAAUUGUCCUGGUCGGAGGUUCAUCACGUAUCCCCAAGAUUCAAAAGAUGGUGUUCGAGUUCUUCAAUGGUAAAGUACCAAAUAAUUCCCUUAAUCCUGAUGAAGCAAUUGCCUACGGUGCUGCCUUUCAAGCUGCUAUAUUAUCUGGUGAUGCUUCUGCUAUUAAUACAAAUUUACUUUUGCUCGAUGUCAAUGCUUUUUCUCUUGGCAUUGAAACCGUCGGUGGUGUCAUGACACCGCUUAUUAAGCGUAAUACUAAAGUACCUGUUAUGAAAUCCGAAAUUUUCUCCACAACUUCUAACAAUCAACCGGGAGUGCUUAUUCAAGUUUAUGAAGGUGAACGUGCCCGUACUAAAGAUAACAACUUGCUUGGAAAGUUCCAAUUAACUGGGAUUCCGAAAUCACCAAGUGUUGAUAAAACAACUGGCCUAUCGAAUCAGAUAACCAUCACGAAUGAAGAAAACGAACGAAUUGGAAUAGCUGUCAUAGGACAAGCAAUACAGGCACGGGGAUCAUUUCAAGUCGUGAAUUUUUCUACAAAUAUAUUUGAAAUUGUGAAGAAGCUUUUUGGU